AUGUUACAAAAUAAAAAUCACAAGCAUUUUACGUUCGUCGUGGUCCUACACACGUUCCAGUUUUCGUCCAAACUCACAGAAACGUCAACAUUUGUAUUUCGUUACGUAAAUGGCUAAUUACACCACUCAUAUUUAACCAAAAUAUUUCCUACAUUCGAUACAGAUUUAUAUUCGCAAAAUAAUGGCAAACAAGGACAGAAACAAAACGCUUUUGCUGGAAUUGGGGAAACUGCCAGAAAACAACCAAUGCGCAGACUGUAGCGCGCCGGAUCCUGACUGGGUGUCCUAUAAGCUGGGUGUAUUUGUGUGUCUGAACUGCUCUGGAGUGCACCGCAACCUGUCCAACAUCAGCCGCGUUAAAUCCAUACGGCUCGACUUCUGGGAUGACGAGCUAGUGAAGUUCAUGAAAACCAAUGGAAAUGCCACAGGCAGAGCCACCUAUGAGAAAGCAGUCCCAGCAUUCUACUACCGGCCCCAGCAAGAAGACUGUGCCGUCUUAAGGGAGCAGUGGAUAAGAGCAAAAUAUGAGAGGAUGGAAUUUACCGGCGAGACAAAGUAUCCCCCACUGGCCUACACGACAGCAGAGCAUCGUUCACGUUUCUAUGAAGGGAUGCUGUGGAAGAAGGGGAAGGAGAAGGGACAGUUUCAGAGAAGGAAGUUUGUUCUGUCUGAGAAGGAAUUCACCCUGGCUUACUUCAACAAGGAGGAUCCGUCCAAAGGGCCCAAAGCGCUCAUCUCCAUCAAAGACGUGAAUGUGACCUUUCAACCUGAGAAAAUUGGUCACGCCCAUGGUCUGCAGAUUACCUACCAGAAAGACAGCCACACCAGAAGUAUUUUUGUCUACCACGAAAGUGGAGAGGAGAUUGUCAACUGGUUCAAUGCCAUUCGAGCUGCUCGCUUUGCCUACCUGAAAACAGCAUACCCCACAGGAAGUGAUAAAGAAUUGAGGACUAGAAUUACCAGAAACUACCUCAAAGAAGGAUACAUGGAGAAGACAGGUCCUAUGCAAAAGGAGACGUUCAAAAAGAGAUGGUUCAUCUUGGACUCCCAAGACAGGAAGCUCCUUUACUUCAAAAGCCAGCUGGAUGCUGAGGAGCUGGGAGUUGUGUUCAUCGGCACAGACACCAAUGGUUACUCAGUGAGUGAGUGCAUUCCCAAAAGGACCAGAGGCAACCGGUGGAGGUGUGGAGUCACAGUGGACACGCCGGACCGCCAGUUUGUCUUCAUGUGUGAGCAGGAGAGGGAACAGAGAGAGUGGGUGGAGGCCCUCAGACAGGUCAUCUCUAAACCCAUGCAGCCCCAGGACUACACCACUGAAGCCAACAUCCGAGGGAAGAGUUGACUUUCGAGAGAGAGCUGAGGGAAGAGUUGACUUUCGAGAGAGAGCUGAGGGAAGAGUUGACUUUCGAGAAAGCGUUGACUUUCGAGAAAGCGUUGACUUUCGAGAAAGCGUUGACUUUCGAGAGAGAGAUUCCACCAACAUUGGCUGCAAAACCCACUCUGAAGACUCAUCUACACUGAACAAAAAUAUAAACACAACAUGCAACAAUUUCAAAGAUUUUACUGAGUUACAGUUUAAAUAAGGAAAUCAGUCUGUUGAAAUAAAUUAAUUCAGACCUAAUCUAUGGAUUUCA
Messenger RNA from Oncorhynchus tshawytscha (Chinook salmon), 1634 nucleotides. It is a transcript of the gene adap2, whose product is annotated as ArfGAP with dual PH domains 2. Bases 182 to 1342 code for a protein of 386 amino acids. The transcript is spliced from 12 exons. The record is from RefSeq and is a predicted model, not a curated record. Gene Ontology annotation, molecular function: phosphatidylinositol bisphosphate binding; GTPase activator activity. Gene Ontology annotation, biological process: positive regulation of GTPase activity. Lineage: Eukaryota; Metazoa; Chordata; Actinopteri; Salmoniformes; Salmonidae. Gene Ontology annotation, cellular component: intracellular membrane-bounded organelle; plasma membrane.